GGCGGUUUGCUGCAUUCUGGGCUUUUGUCUCCGAGAGCCGUGUUCCCCGAGCUCCCUCGCUGCCGUCGGUGGGGGGACUUCCUCCCGACUCCUGCGCUACGUGCUGCGGCAGCGAGCGUCCGUCCUCGGCUCUUCCUCUCGAGGACUGGGCCUUCACUUCGCGACUGUUAACUGGUGCCUGCGCAUAGCACAGGGCUGUACGUCGCGCCCUGCAGCAGCAGCGUCUUCCAAAGAAGCGUUUUUAAGGCGUGCUCUGGAGUUAGUUCACGAAACAAGACGCACAGCUGUAGCGUUUGCAGUGACCCAGGGGCCCUCCGGAAGCAGAAGGCAGCCCUGCUGCUCCGUGGAGGAGUGGGAUCCUCUCGGCCAUGAAGCAUGUGCUGAACCUCUACGUCCUGGGCGUGGUGCUGGCCCUGCUCUCCAUCUUCGUGAGAGUGAUGGAGUCCCUGGAAAGCUUAGUGGAGAGCCCGUCGGCCGGGAACUCCUGGAGCACCAGAGGCCAGCUAGCCGGCGCAGAACCUCCCAAGGGCCUUCCGGACCCCCCGUCCCGAGGGAUGCGGUAACACCCUGCUCCGCGCCGGCUGUACCUGGGAACACUGACCUAAUACAACGGCCAGCGGGCUGUCCCUUUGCUAGCCGGCAAGCUCUGAGUGCAGCCAACCGGGUGCUCCAGGCCCUGGAAAAGACCUGUUGAAUGUGCAGGGGUGAGCAGGUCGCCUGUGGCUAUGGGACAGAGUGGUCUCCUUUUCUCCCAUCGUCUGCUCUGUGCUUUGGAGUCCUCGGCAGUGGGCUGUGGACACCUGUGCUGCAUCUCUAGCUGUUGGCGGAUGGUCACCUUUCUGGCCACACUUCCAGAGCGUCUGCCGGAGGUUCCUUUCGACUUGUGGGUCUUUGGGGUCAGUUUAUUUGGUGUUCAGCCUCUUCCACGAGAGCUCCUCUGGGUGUAGAGAACAGUCAGCGGGGAGGGGGAGCGUGGCGCUCUCAUUGUUCCUUGUCCAGUUCCCCCUCCAGCGUCUCGUGCGUGUGUGUGCACCCGCACACGUGGUGGGUGACAGAGCCUGCUCGGGACCUGAGCAUUAAUGGCCACCGUGUGGCUCAAAUGAAUUUUUCUAACGUAAUAAAGGUGAAUGUGCAUUUCCA
Oryctolagus cuniculus (rabbit) is the source of this 1140-nucleotide messenger RNA. Lineage: Eukaryota; Metazoa; Chordata; Mammalia; Lagomorpha; Leporidae. The record is from RefSeq and is a predicted model, not a curated record.